AUGCCUAUCGAAUUUGUUUGCAAAAUCAAAUUUGCAGAGGAGGAUGAGAAGCAGAAAGGCAAGCAGGAUGGGGACAAGGAGAGCCUAAUUGAGGAGAGCUGCACGCCUCCGGCCAAAGACUUGGCCGGGUUUGCCAACUCCUGCUCCCUCCAUGGGAUUAACCACAUCUUUGUCUCUGGCCGCCUGGGUAUCCGGCAGACUCUCUGGGCUCUCGCCUUUUUGACUUCUCUAGCACUGUUUCUGUACCAAGCGGCUAAGUGUGCCAUCUCUUACCUGGAGCACCCUCAUGUCACAGCUUUGAAUGAGGAGGCGACACCCGAGAUGGUUUUCCCCGCCGUGACCAUCUGCAACAUAAACCGCUUUCGCUUCUCCGCACUCACCGACGCUGACAUCUACCACUUGGCUAACCUGACAGGUCUGCCUCCGAAAAACAGAGAUGGACACAAACCUACAGAUUUAAUGUAUCCUGCUCCCGACAUGCAGGACAUCUUCAACAGGACGGGACAUCAGUUGGAAGAGAUGCUGAUGAGCUGCAAUUUCAGCGGGCAGAACUGCUCAGUGGAGGACUUCUCUGUGGUUUACACCAGAUAUGGGAAAUGCUACACUUUUAACGGCAACAAGACGACAUCCAGGAAAACCAAGCAGGGCGGAAUGGGAAAUGGUUUGGAGAUUAUGUUGGAUAUCCAGCAGGAUGAGUAUCUGCCCAUCUGGAGAGAGACAAAUGAGACGUCCCUGGAGGCCGGUAUUCGAGUUCAGAUCCACAGUCAGGAUGAGCCUCCUUAUAUUCACCAGCUGGGCUUCGGCGUCUCCCCGGGUUUCCAGACCUUUGUUUCAUGUCAAGAGCAGAGGCUGACCUACCUGCCGCAGCCCUGGGGGAACUGCCGCUCCACCAGCAAGGAGAAGUUCCCCGGAUACGACACCUACAGCAUCAGCGCCUGCCGCCUGCUCUGCGAGACCAACGAGGUGCUGAGAGUGUGCAAGUGCAGAAUGGUGCACAUGCCCGGAACUGCAGACAUCUGCCCUCCCAGUAAAAUCAACUGUGUUGACAAAGCACUCGCACAGCUCCAGAAGAACAGUGGGGACACCUGUCCAUGCGAGACGCCUUGUAAUCUCACCCGCUACGGAAAAGAGCUCUCCAUGGUCAAAAUCCCCAGCAAGGGCUCAGCUCGCUACCUUUCCAGGAAAUACGACAAGUCAGAAGAGUACAUCAGAGACAACUUCUUGGUGUUGGAUAUCUUUUUUGAAGCUCUGAAUUAUGAAACGAUUGAGCAAAAGAAAGCGUACGAUGUUGCUGGUUUAUUAGGUGACAUUGGUGGACAGAUGGGCUUAUUCAUCGGGGCCAGCAUCCUGACAGUCUUAGAAAUACUGGAUUACAUCUACGAGGUGAUCAAGCACCGGCUACAGCGUUUGCUGAGGCCGCAGAAAGAAGAGAAGAAGAGCAAGCAGCCGACCAGCACGGUGGCGACAGUGAGCCUGGAGGAAAUGAAGGCGAAGGAGCCCAACGACACGACGAGGAGUCACCCGGAGGGGGCGUACGCCAACACCAUUCUCCCCAACCACCAUCACCCUCUUCCUCAUCCACACCCUCAUCCUCACCCUCACCACCAUCGCCCCGGACACCACGGGGUGUUUGAGGACUUCGCCUGCUAAAGCAUCCAGUGUCCACUCCUGGUGACCACCUCAGAUGAAAGCCGUCUCGUCUAAAGACGACCGGCGGACUCUCUGCUUUUCCGUCAUUCGUUUGCUGUCACCAGUGGAAAAGCUCUGGCCAAAGUCAAACACCAAACUUGUGCUGCUAACAAACCACUUGUACGUACUGUAUGUAGGCACAAAUCGGACACAGCUUUUUUCUCGUCUUUUUUUUUUUUUCCCCCUUUUUUUUUUCUUGCGCUGGACAAGGAUCCGUGCUUCACUUUGAUUCCAGACACUCCCGUGAUCACAGGACCAGUUUUUUGGUACACGAUCAUGACAAAAAGGAAUGAGAAGUCUGCAUGCCACCUCGAUCCAGUUUGUCCGAGCGCGAGCAGCUAAAGAUAGAGUUUAUUUAUUCAGGCAUACCUCUCGUCCAUCUAUCACUUCUCAAAGUACUCCCUUUACUUCAUGGAGCUGUAACAUAAAGAGUCAUUACACGUGAUAAAUUAUGUAAUUAUUUUAGGAGAAAUGAUUAUCUAUUUGUUCUAUAUUGUGUACAAAAUAACAGUAUUUCAGUAAUGAAAACUUUUUUCGUGCCACUCACAUCCAAAGUGUAAGUGUAAGAGGAAAUAUUUAGGCUGACAUAGACAUAUGACCUCGGCUUUUGAAAGUCUAGCAGCAUCUUUCAACAUGAUACACUUUGUCCGGUUUGUGGUUAAAGAUGUUAGAGAGUAGCAGUGUACAUGUACAUAAAAUUCAAUUUAAAAAUCAGACUCCUAAAACUUCUGUUUCAACAAGCGUUGUUUAUAUCAGUUGAUAUACAACUUAUGUAAUAUCAGUUUUAGUUAUUUGUACAUUUUAGAGACGUUUUUUAUAUGAUAAUAGCAAUCACAAUUGUAGCAGUUAUUAUGAAUUCAAGCUCUGACUGACAAACAUUAGCACAUUCAUCCAGGUUACAAGAAUGGACUAUACGGACAUGACUUCUGUCCUCAUUGUUUCCAUUUUAUACGUUCUGCUUUUUUGCCAGACAAGAGACACACCUUUGCAAAUGGAUUAUGUCUUCAGUUGUGAUGUGGCUGUACUCAAGGUGUUCUUAUUAUUCUCAUUUCUGCCCAACAUCCCCCUCUCGUUUUAGUUUGACUCACACCUUUUGCUGACAUAAGCAAUAAGAGACAGACUUUCUUUUUUCCUUUUUUUGCGAAAUAAGUUCCUUCUGAUGGGGGCCAAAGUCACUGUAAAAGCACAGCAGCAAUUUACAGUGGGAACCUCACAUUGGAGAGUGUGUGUGUGUGUGUGUGUGUGUGGGUCAGUGUUUGCAUGCCCACUUGAACAUUUUGCACACGUACCUGAGCACAUCAGAGUGACGAAGCUCAGCUAGGCUGGUGAAUGAAAAGAUCAGGGAGUAAAAUUACAGGAGUUUGCAAGAAAUCUUGGCAAGUAUCAAUGCAGAAGGGUAGAGGUUUUGAUCUUGUAGAGGCAGUUUUGGAAAAGAAAAGAGGGUGGAAUGUGACCAUUAUUUCCUAUCCUGAUACAUUGUCAUUGGUUUGAACUUUAAAAAACUUGGACAACGACAUGACAUGUUUUAAGAGCACAAAUUGCAAGUGUUGUAAUGAGAAAAAAAACAGUGAUGUUUCUACAGUACGUGGAUUUCACUCAUAUGUGUCACUGUCAUAGAAGUCAGCUUAUCCAGAGACAUCCUUUUCCACUGCAGGGACAACCCCUGGAAUCCCAUAACCAGGGCUUUUAACUAAUUAGACUUUUAUUUUCCUUUGAAUACUUUUAAGAUCUGUUUUGUCUUUCCCUCUUUUUAAUUCAGGAAAAUUCUGGGACCAGCACAACCAAAAUCGUGUCCGUCAUUAUUUCAUAAUCAGAAGACAAUUAAUCUUCAGUCCAAUAACUGAUCACAUUUCAUCAAUAAAUAUGCUUUAGCAUUCAGAUUUCUGCUGUUUUGCUUUGAUGCACAUCUGACAAUAAAUGAAAAAAUCCAGCCACUAGAGUAAAGCAUUCAUUUUUAAAUACUGAUAUUUAGCAAGAGCUCUGGCGCCGUGUUGCAAACAUACAAAAGUGGUUUAGUUGGAGUUUCAGUUCUAACAUCUCAUUAGACCUAAGAGCUCUCGGCACUCUUCGUGGUUCCGUUUAUAGCUUUUGUGUUGAGUACCUCUGGUAGUUUCGUGUUCAAUACGGCCUUUCAAAAUGUUGUCCACUUAAAGCCAUUGAAAAACAUUGAGAUUUCAAAGUGCAACAAGUAUGGCUUCUCUAAUAUGUUGUAACGUUUGGAGAAAUUGAUUAUCACCGACUAACCCACUCAACUGUGAUUGGUAAGCAUGAAAAAUAAGAUAGAUCUGAUGCCUGUAACAUAAAAAGGGUGAAGAAAGCAUGUUGACCACUGUAUCAGACCUUUUUUUUUUCAUUUGAAAGUUAAUGGCACAAAUCCUUGCACUUUCUCAGGCACUUACUCGGUGCGUCUGUGAGGCCCUGCUGUUCUAAGAGGUGGAGAAUGGGCUAUACCGCUGUCCCACUGAAAUAAGCACUAACCAGACAUUUUAUGUGACUUCCUUCUUGAGUAACACAGUUUCAGGUUUCAAUUCUGGAUGCAGCUGCAGACUGUGCUCAGUGACAUUGCUUUUCCAUGAUAUUCUUAGGCCAACGUGGCUGCGCUGGGGCCAGUGGCACAAUAGUUGCUCACGCUGUCUGAGGGCCCAAAGGUUAUGUUCACCCAACAGUGGUUUCUGGGCUUGGUCUUUACACCCUGAGAUUUCCCCCUGUCGAGAUGUUAACAGACUGAGACGGGCAGAUAAU
This is a messenger RNA of Menidia menidia (Atlantic silverside), 4431 nucleotides long. Lineage: Eukaryota; Metazoa; Chordata; Actinopteri; Atheriniformes; Atherinopsidae. The record is from the annotation of a GenBank genome assembly.